Magallana angulata is the source of this 2191-nucleotide messenger RNA. RefSeq lists its product as uncharacterized. Lineage: Eukaryota; Metazoa; Mollusca; Bivalvia; Ostreida; Ostreidae. Gene Ontology annotation, biological process: signal transduction. The coding region runs from base 290 to 1855 and encodes 521 amino acids. The transcript is spliced from 6 exons. The record is from RefSeq and is a predicted model, not a curated record. Gene Ontology annotation, molecular function: protein binding.
UUAAAUGAUGACUAUCCGUUGUGGGUCGUAAAAGUCGUUUCAUUUUCAAUUAGGCAAUCAAGGGGAACACAGCAAAGAUUCCUGUUAAAUGUCCUGUAUGUAAUCAUAAGACCAAACAAAUUGUGUUUGUUCUGACGAAAGGCAGCUAGCGCCGUUUUUAUGUUUUAACUUGACUUUGGAUUGGUAUGUUUUGCUUUGAAGAGCUAGCUAUAAAAAUCGACGCUUCGAUCAGCUUUGCCUUGUUUAAAUAGAAAGAUAAGACGUUCGAUUUGCAUGUAUUCCCUGUGCUAUGCCUUGUGAAAUGGCAGGAAGAGUCAUCAAGGUGGAAGUUGACGAUAUUCGUGAAAUUUUGCGCAGAGUUUCACCGUACAUUGUUCGUCAGUGGAAAGAAGUUUGCCGUGAACUUGGUGUACCGGAAACGGAGUUACUCGAAAUUGAGACGACCAGUUACAGUAAAAAGAUAUCGACCUUGGCGUAUCGUGGUUUGUGUCUCUGGUUUGAACAAAUGGGCAAGCUGGCGACAAAGGAAAAACUCAUCUCUGUACUUAAGAAAAAUGGUCUACGAAGAGCCGAAGAGGAGGUGGAGAACCUCACGAUCAAACAGCUGACUGUCCGCCCGCUGUCGUCAUCGAAGAUCUCCACAAGGGUCCGGUCUGCUAAGAGAAGGAAAUCGUCGGCAGGUAACCCUCCUUCUUUGCAAAGACUAAGAAGCGGCAGUGCCAAAUGUACCAGAAUCCGGUCGGCGAAACUUAAGUACACAAAGGAAGAAAAACCAAGUGACCUAUCACUUCGUUUAAGAGUGUCCCAAAUAGCUUCCCAGGAGGAUGUAAAUGGACAUUGGCGGGAAAAGUGUCGAGACCUUUGUGAAUCGUUUUAUACAUAUGUCGCAGACAAUUGUGAAGAUCACGUCAUUGGUUUGGAGCAUGCGCUUGACAUGUCAGACGUCGUUGUCAAUGACGUCAGAAGAGAUACCGUGAUUAUUGCGAGUGUUCAGUGUGGAAAUCUGGGAGCGCUGGAAUCGAUCAACCAGAUGUACAUAUCCAAACGACUUACUUCCCUUUGUCAAGCAGUAUUCAUAAAUGAACAAGUUUUGAAAAGUCUGGGAAUUAAAAGUUUGACAUUAGAUUUAAGUAUCGACCCAGAUGAUUUAGAGGAAUGUAGGGACUAUUUGUUAUCAAGGAAGUUCAAGGAAAGCACGAUAUUUCAUCCUACGGAUGCGUUAGCUGCUCCGCGCAACGAAGAGCCAAGCAUAGAGCGGAUACCGCAAUUGUCAGAGAAACAGAAAAGAAGAACCAAAGAUAUGUCUGGAUGUCAAUCGCGCUUUAUAUUGAAACUGGAAAAAUUGAAACGACGGUACACUGCUUUUGAAGAACAUACCAACGAGUUUUUGAGAACACUGCAAAUUGUGCUUCCGAAAGGCCAAGAGAGUAUUUCUAACCUUGCUGGCCUAAUUCGUCUUCAUUCCUACUUAUUGUCUUCAUCAGGUGUCGGGUCAGGGGUUCGAACCGAUCUAGUUCGCGAAUAUCUUGCCAUAGUCAACAACAUCCGGUUAUAUUUGGAGAACUUCCGGGAGGAAUGUGAAGAGAUGCUCAGUGACAGUGAAAGUGAUGACGGUGAUUCAGAUUAUUCCGAAAAAAUUGUCAAGUGUUUGAUCGAAAAUGUGGAAGACAUGUUACAGGUGGACCACAUAUUUGAAGAAGACACCACAGUGUUGGACCGGAAAUUGAGUUCUUAUGAGCAGACAUUUUGUGGAAUGUUGUGUUACAUUCCCCUUUUGUGUGAAAAAUUAUCCACGGUUCUUUACACGUUGCCAACAAAUACAAAUGUUCAGCCAAAACCAAGUACAUGUACUUAAUGAAGAUAAAAUAAUUGCUAGAAAAUGUUUAGGACUGGUGUAUGUAUUCAAUCGUCAUUUUAACAUUUUCUUAAUUUGGAGAAGAAUGGAACUUAGUUUUUCAUACUUAAAAGUAAAAUAUUAUCACGUCUACGUCAAUUUGUUAUAAGCUCCCUUAAGUGUGAAAAGGUUCACACACGAACUAUCUCAAUCUUCAUUGCUACUUCCAUUUAACCAAGUAUGUGAAAUCAAUCUGUAUCCGUUGAAUAAUGCCUCUACAAUUUUUAAUUCUCCCUCCCUUGGAAAAAUCCACAAAUAAAAUGAACGUAAACUGCAAAUAAUACCUUAAAGUAUUUC